Messenger RNA from Aspergillus uvarum CBS 121591, 1437 nucleotides. Its product is annotated as general substrate transporter. The record is from RefSeq and is a predicted model, not a curated record. Gene Ontology annotation, biological process: carbohydrate transport; transmembrane transport. Gene Ontology annotation, molecular function: carbohydrate:proton symporter activity. Lineage: Eukaryota; Fungi; Ascomycota; Eurotiomycetes; Eurotiales; Aspergillaceae. The coding region runs from base 1 to 1437 and encodes 478 amino acids. Gene Ontology annotation, cellular component: membrane. The transcript has 3 exons.
AUGGCACUGCACUUGCCUCCAAAAUAUGUUUUCGCUUCGGUCCUUAUCGCCCUUGGUGGUUUCUCCAACGGCUAUGAUACGGGCUCGAUUGGCGCGUUGCUUUCCAUGGCACAGUUCAGCCAAUCGAUAGGCCCACUGUCCCCAUUUCUGUUAGGAUUCACAGUCGCGCUCAUGAUGCUGGCGGGUGUCCUUCCAUCUCUUAUAGCCGGCCAUAUGGCGGACCGAUCUGGUCGGUUGCGAAUAAUCUUGCUUGGUGCGGCGUUGUUUGCAGUCGGGUCACUUCUUCAGGGCAUAGCACCACGGCUGGCGCUCUUCAUGGCAGGCCGAGCACUAGCUGGGGCCGGUCAAGGGAUUUUUCUCGGACCCAUGAGCGUCUACAUAUGUGAGAUUGCCCCCUUUCGAUUCCGCGGCGCUCUCGCGGGACUACCGCAGUUUUUUGCCGUAACGGGCACCUGUGCUGGCUACUUUACCUGCUACGCUACCGUUGCUAUUCCUUCUAGCAUAGCAUGGCGACUACCGCUGCUUGCCCAAUGCGUGUUCUCCUCUUGCCUGGUCAUCAGCUGCCUUACUCUACCUGAGUCCCCCCGCUGGUUGAUCCUCCACGGCCGACGCACUGAGGCUCGACGCUCCUUGCAGCGUCUACAGUUUCCUUUGGACGAAGUCGAAAGCAGCUUCACCGCUACCGAGCACUUCUCCAACCUGUCGCCCUGGCAGAGUUUUAUGCUGCUAUUCUCUCGAGCGUAUCGACCACGCACUUUGUUGGGACUAUUUGUUUUGGGAAUGGUACAGCUUUCGGGGAUAGACGGGGUUCUGUAUUACGCGCCCACCCUGUUCGCCCAGGCCGGCCUAUCUUCCGCGACCGCCUCAUUUCUGGCCUCUGGAGUAUCCGCGAUCCUAAUGCUGGCCGUCUCUAUCCCCGCCUUCCUGCUGGCGGAUCGCUGGGGUCGUCGUACAUCGGCCAUAACGGGAGGGCUUGUUCUCGCGACAUGCAUGCUUCUCAUCGGAGGCCUCUAUGCUGCUGGGGUGGUACAUCAAACCGGUGCGGCGCGGUGGGUGGUUAUCACAGCAGUCUAUGUAUUCGGACUGGCAUAUUCGGUCAGCUGGGCAAUCAUGAGCAAAAUCUACGCCAGCGAAAUCCAACCAGCCCAUGUGCGCGCGUCCGCCAAUUGCGUGGCGCAAGCGUUGGCUUUUUUCACGAACUGGUUGGUCGCAAUUAUCACUCCAAUCAUCCUGGACAAAUCGCCCUUCGGGGUGUAUUUGCUAUUCGGUGGCUUGGCGCUAGGCACCGUCGCCUUCCUGGCGGCUUAUAUGCCCGAAACCCGCGGCCGGUCUCUGGAGGAAAUCCAGGUCGCGUUCCAACAGCCAAGUCUGCAACUGAGGGACCUGAAGCGAUAUGUGCGGGACCUUGUCACUUUGCGGGCUCGCGGCAACAACUAG